Messenger RNA from Paramuricea clavata, 3936 nucleotides. The record is from the annotation of a GenBank genome assembly. Lineage: Eukaryota; Metazoa; Cnidaria; Anthozoa; Malacalcyonacea; Plexauridae.
AUGCGAGAUGUAGACAACCUAACUGAUUUGUUACCUACCCAUCUUAAAGUCGACUGGAGACGAAAGUAUCGUGAUUUAUCGUCUGCCGAGAAGCUUCAACCAUUUACUCCGCUAAUGAAGUUCCUAGACAGAGAACGUUCAGUUGUGGCUCGUUUAGCAGAGAAUCAGCAUUCUAAGAAAAGAGGAAAUGACAAUGCAAGAGGAUACAGCAAAACCUUUCAUGUUGAAAGAGGUGCAAAACACGGACAAAGAACCUACUACAAGUGUGCCUUCCCCACCCACAGAAAAGACACCAUAAAUCACACCACCGAACAGUGCAAAGAAUUCCAGAAGUUGUCCAUCAGCGGUAAAGAUGGCAGAUAUGAGUUGUUGAAGCAGGUAAACGCUUGUUUCAAAUGUUUUGGUAAUCAUAGGAAGCUUAACUGCCCCAAAAAACUCCCAUGUUCCUCAUGUGGAAGUGACCAACAUCAUUCCCUGCUGUGCAUCCCACCAAAGCUCCCAAAAGAUUCCGGGGAGAAAUCGAAAACUGGAGAUGAUGGGAACAAGGAAUUAGCAUCCUAUACCGUAGAAAGUGAUUCAAUGGCAUUAUACCCUAUCCACCAAGCGACCAUUAGCGACAGUGGUAGAAAAGUGUCCGUCUUCUGUGAUGGAGGCUCUAACGCAAGUUAUAUCACUCAUCGUGCUGCGGAAAGAAUCAAAGCAAAGAAAGUUAAAAAACUCUCUCUUGACGUGACAACUAUGGGAAAUGUCGAGAAAACGUACAACACGUGGCAAUACGAGUUUCCAAUCAACACAAGUGCUGGAAAGAAAGUCACUAUUACGGCCUUUGGCAUGGAGCGAAUUACUGGACAAGUAAGCAAACUGGAUCCUAAAGUCCUGGUAAAGUUAUUUCCAGAAUAUGAUCCUGAAACACUCCAGCGAAAGUCAACACACGUGGAUGUCCUGCUGGGCUGUGAUUACUUCGGUCUCCAUCCAAAGCAAGAAGAAGCUAGAUGUGGCGACAAUCUAAGUAUCAUGAAUGGAGCAUUGGGGAUUUGCCUCCAAGGCGCCCAUCCAGAUCUGAUCGAAGAAACAAGAUAUGACACCAAUCUCGCAAAGAAGAUACACGAUGUUAACGUGAAAGUGGAGACAUACAAGACACGCUUGGACUCACAUCCAGAGUUCCAUCCCAAUCAUACCAGAGAAUGUUCUGUUAAUGUAUCGAGUUCCUAUAGUCACCGAAAGGACGAAAGCCAGAUUGACAAUUUUAUACAAGGAGAAGAACUUGCCACCGAAAUUUCUCCACAAUGUGGUGGAUGUCGCUGUAAUAAGUGCCCUACUGUCGGACACACUUACUCUUUCAAGGAAGAACAGGAAUUAAAACUGAUUCAAGAAAACCUCGAGUACGACGAAGUUAACCAAUGCUGGAUAACCAGUUAUCCCUGGCUCGUAGAUCCACAAAGUUUACCCGACAAUUAUCACACAGCACUUGCUACGUUAGAAAGAACUGAAAGAACGCUUAAGAAAGAUGACCAAUGGGCUAAGACGUACAAGAGCCAAAUGGACGAUAUGGUCGAUCGUUGUGUAGCAAGAAAACUAGCAUCCGAAGAAGUAAAGAGCUGGACUGGCCCGGUGUUCUAUAUCUCCCAUUUAGCAGUUGUAAACCCGCAUUCCAAUUCUACGCCCGUGAGAAUUGUGUUCAACUCCAGCCAAACGCACAAAGGUGUUUCAUUAAAUGCUUGUCUCGCAAAAGGUCCAGACAGCUACAUGAACAACUUGGUUGGUAUUCUUCUACGUUGGAGAGAAGAAAGAGUAGCGCUAAUCGGAGAUAUUCGAAAGAUGUUCAACUCGGUUUAUUUGAAGGCCUUGGAACAGCAUUGCCACCGUUUCCUAUGGCGAGAUUUACAGCAGCAUCGCCCACCGGACAUUUACGUUAUACAACGAGUCAAUAUGGGCGAUACACCAGCCCCCGCCAUCAGCACAGAAGCUGUCUACAAGACCGCGGAGUUGUAUCGAGAGGAUAGUCCACAAGCCGCAAAUCUCCUAAAACAUUCCAGUUACGUGGAUGAUUUGAUUGACUCACGUCCAAGUAAACCCGACGCGUUAAAGAUUGCCAAGGAAGCCGAGGAUAUCCUUGCCAAAGGAGGAUUUGCUGUAAAGUGCUGGCAAUUUAGUGGCGAAACACAACCUCGCGUGAAAGAAGAGUUGUUAAAAUUGGACCUGCCAGAAAAGAGUGUUGAAAGCUCAGACCAAGGACUAAUAAUGUUAAAAGGAACUGACGAAAACUUACGAGUGCUCGGUCUGGGAUGGAAUCCAAAGCAAGACACCAUCACCUAUGAAGUAACUUUGAAUUUCAGUAGCAAGAGACGCGGAGUUCGAACCGGUCCAAACCUGCUAGAAAGCGACCUACCAAGUGCAUUACCGAAUGUGUUAACCAGACGAAUCGUUCUUGAGCAAGUAAUGAAGAUUUAUGACCCACUCGGACUAAUUUCUCCAUUUACAUUGAUGGCCAAGAUAUACUUACGCGAAACCUGGUCCCGCAAGCUCGGAUGGGAUGACCCACUUCCAGCAGAACUUUGCAACAAAUGGUCCAAUUUCUUCACUGCUCUUUUCAAACUUCAGCGUUUGUGUUUGGAGCGAUGCUUACGACCUGUGAAUAGCAAUGGACGCCCUUGGUUAAUAAUCUUGAGCGAUGGUAGUGAUCUCGCGUAUGGCUUCGCAGCUUACAUUCGAUGGAAAUUGGAUGAUGGAAGCUACUGGUGUAGGUUGAUCAUGGCGAAGUGUCGUAUUGCUCCAAUCAAUAAGUUAUCUACCCCUCAGAUGGAGUUAAACGCAGCUGUUCUGUCGAAAAGAGGAAGAAAGGUCAUCGAGAAAGAAAUGAGGUUCGACUUCGAGAGAGUUUUACAAAUCGUGGACUCAGAAACAGUCUUGAGUAUGAUCCACAAGACAAGCACACGUUUCAAAGUUUACGAGGGAGUACGAAUCGGAGAAAUCCAAGCAGCAACUGAAGGAGAUCUGACUUGCUGGGCUUGGAUGUCUGGCCAACAUAAUACAGCUGACUGGUUGACACGCGGCAGAACACCACAGGAGCUGAACAACGAUUCUCAUUGGUGGAAUGAACCGCCGAUUCUAUACCGACCGAUAGAAGAAUGGGGAUUAAAGUUUAACCCAAAGAAAGAACCACUCCCCGGUGAAAAGAAAGUCCAUGUUGUAGUAGCAGCAGCGAGCGUAGAGGCAUUGUUGAUCGACUAUGAAAGAUUCAGCAAUAUCAACAAAGCUAUUUGGGUCGUCGCGAGAUUGCUAAACAUUGCGAAGAAGAAAAGUUUUAAAGGCGGAAGGACUCUGUCCAUCUCGGUUAAGCAAUUACAAGAAGCCGAGAACUUUAUUGUUAAAGAAGUUCAGAAAUCAUUUGAAAGUGAACUGACAAAAACUGACCGCAAAGGCAGAAAAGGUGGUCGUUUCGCUUGUUUGAAUCCAGUCCAAGAUGAAAGUGGACUCUGGGUAGUGGGACAGCGCCUGAAGAACAAAAAUCCUGGUGGAUGGCAGCCUAACGGUAAUAAUCCAGGAAAGCGUUAUCAUGUUGUCCAGAUCGUGACAGACGAGUUCUGGAAGAAAUGGACGGAGUUAUACGCCCCAACCUUGGUUAUUCGUCGCAAGUGGAGUACAGCCAACCGUAACCUGCGCCCAGGAGAUGUUGUAAUCAUCGCCGACCGUAAUACCUUGCGAGGAGAUUACCGUUUAGGUAUAGUACAAGAAGUGUUUCCCAGUCAAGACGGAAAAGUUCGUCGAGUAAAUGUGAUGUACAAGAAUUUUCAAAUUGGAGAAAAGGUACAAAAAUACAAAGGACAUAACGAGGCUGUCAUUGUGUCACGAAGUGCUCAGCGAUUAUCGUUAUUAGUACCAGUGGAUAUGGAUCAAGACCAGGAAACCAAGUCGGAAGCAAAAGAGAGUGUAUGA